AUGUCAACCAAGCGCAUCUCUUACACAGUCAAAGGCGAGGUCCAGGGCGUGAACUUCAGGUCUUUCACGCAGAAGCAGGCCAGAAGCAUUGGAGUCACUGGCUUCGUCACAAACGCAUCGGAUGGCAGUGUCCAGGGCGAGGCACAGGGCAGCGACGAUGCGAUCAAGCAGUUCGUCCAGCACCUGAACAAGGGUCCCCCAGCAGCAUCCGUCUCUAGCGUCAAGCACGACGACAUCUCCACCAAGUCAGGCGAAAGCAGCUUCAAUGUUCCGUAA
Parastagonospora nodorum SN15 is the source of this 276-nucleotide messenger RNA. RefSeq lists its product as hypothetical. The record is from RefSeq and is a predicted model, not a curated record. The transcript has 4 exons. Bases 1 to 276 code for a protein of 91 amino acids. Gene Ontology annotation, molecular function: acylphosphatase activity. Lineage: Eukaryota; Fungi; Ascomycota; Dothideomycetes; Pleosporales; Phaeosphaeriaceae.